AUGAAUCGAAAGAUAACAACUCAAUUGAUGGGUCAACUUCCGUCAGCACGUGUUUUGCCCACCUUUGCCAAUGAGAGAGUCUCGGUAGACUAUGCUGGACCGUUUACACUAAAGAUAGGAUCAGUUCGAAAGCCAACGUAUCGCAAAGCCUAUCUAGCAGUUUUUGUUUGCCUCGUAACCAAGUCGUGUCACAUCGAAUUAGUAUCAGACCUCUCGGCGGAAGCAUUCCUUGCUACACUUCGUCGCCUUGUCUCUCGAAGAGGAAAACCCACGCAGAUUUGGAGCGAUAACGCGACUUGUUUUCGGCGUACGGAUAACGAUUUAAGGGAACUUUAUCGACUACUUCAAAGACCAGAUAUCAAAGAAUCUGUUAUGAACUUUUGUCCGUCCCAAGGCAUCCAGUGGAAGUUUAACCCACCCACCGGUCCUCAUCAUGGUUCUGUUUGGGAGAACGGGGUAAAGUCCUGUAAACGGCACUUGAAGCGAAUAGUUGGGGAAACCAAACUAAACUUCGAAGAAACGACAACCACCCUCUGCCAAAUCGAAGCCUGUCUCAACUCUCGUCCACUGAUACCUUCGCUUGAUACAAAUGAUGAUGAUGGAAUAUCUCCACUUACCCCCUGGGCAUUUUCUAAUUGGACGUCCUUUAGAAGCUCUACCUAG
Paramuricea clavata is the source of this 663-nucleotide messenger RNA. NCBI's taxonomy places the organism in Eukaryota, Metazoa, Cnidaria, Anthozoa, Malacalcyonacea, Plexauridae. The record is from the annotation of a GenBank genome assembly.